GACUUCUGUUCCAUCCGCGUCCUCGAGGUCGCUCGCCAGCACCACCACCACCACCACCGCUGCUGCUGCUGCUGCUGCUGCUGCAUUAUGGCCCACAGCACGAGCUACGCAAGCACCCGGGAUCUCCUCGGCGCUGUGGCUGCUGACCUGGAUACCCCACCCGUCCACAUCGCCGACUUCUCGCCAAAGUCCAACCCGGUCCUCGUCCGCUACUCGCUGUCGCAUGCCUAUUCGACCCCGACUCCCGCCCAGCCAUGGGGCGCCCCGCAUUCGAGCAUCGAAAAGCUGAACAGAGACCUUCGCUCCACGUGGGCGGCGGCCAUCGCCAAAGCCGAAUCGCCCGAUAUGGUCCGCGAACCCUCGCUCGGCUCCGGCUCCCUGGACGAUAUCGCCGCUCCCGCCCGAGGCGCAAAGUUCAUUGUCAUGAUCCGCUGGAUCGAGGCACUGCUGCCCAUAAUGGACCCAGCUCAGAUCAUCGAGGACUGGUGGGCCUCGGUCCUGAAACCCAUACUGCUCGAAAGCCGCUGGAUCCAAGCCCUCAAUGCCGCCAGCGACCUCACUGUCGGCCUCCUCACGGGCUGUCCGUGGGGCUCGGUCGACAACCCUGCUGCCGGUUCGUCCCCUGCGCACGCAGCCGUUGCCGCCUUCCGCGCAACCGUCCUGACGGCGUACAUGGCCGAGGUCGCCAAGGUCGUCGAAAGCGAUCCGCAGCCUCUGUCGGACGAAUCGAUGGCCACAGCCCGGCCCACUCUGGUCUCGCUCAGCACCUACUGGGAGACAGCCACCUCGCCGCUCGAGAUGGCGCUGAUCCGAUUUGGCCAGGCCAAAUCCAAGAUUGUAUUCGAGCUCCUCGACGGACUCCUGGGGGCCAAGAACACCCGCAUCCAUGCGCUCAUUCUCCUGGGCAAGCUGAUCAAGACUCCGGAUGUGCCGAGAUAUACCGUGCGCGAUACCAAUCUUUCCGAGAGUCUCUUGGAGAGCAUGAUGAAUGACACACAUCCCGUCAUCCUCGCAUCGUCUACCAACCACCUCGCUUCGCUGCUGCCGUAUAUUUUCACCAAAUACUCGAAUAUAGAGGGCGUGAAGCGUCUGGUGCGCGCCCUCAUCCGGGUGGUCAAGUGGGAAUUCCUGUGGAAUCGACAGCAGUACGCUCACGCCGGUGACCCAAGCGCAACCGACGACCAGGCCAGCGCCACCGACGAGAACAUCAUGCUCUUCAAGCACAUCUCGUUCGUGACCAUUCGUGCUGCCGUCGAACGCUACUUUACAAUGCUCUAUGGGCUGUUUCCCUGCAACAUGAUUCAUCUCCUGCGCGAGAUCAACAUUGGCGACCGCUUUGAAGACAACGAGAGUUGGGCCGUGGCAACAGAUGAAGACUACCUUUCACACGAGGAAGGAGCCAACAGACACAUAUCCACCAGUCUGCAGCAGGACAUUGAGGACGUUGACCUACUGCAUGAAGCUCGUCGGCGAUUCCUCAGCCUGUUCAGCAACCACCAAGCUCACCCCAACCUCCUGUUGCAUAAUUGCGAGACUGAACUCGUCUACAAUCUGGAAAACAAUGACAGCGAUCCCGACCGCAUUAUUGCUGAGUGCAUGGAGCUCUACAACAGCCCUGAGACCCGUGGUACGGGGCAGGCGCCUGCACCGCCUGCACCUCAGUCGACGGCGCCCGUCGUUUCUGAGGAUCAGAACACCGAGCGACAUGCCGGGCUCUCCAUCUGUACCGAUACCCGUGAUCCUGUGCUUGACUUGCCGCAGCCUCUCGACGUCGACACUCUGAGCCGCAGUCGCCUGGCUUGGGACUCGGGCCUGAAGAAUCCUGCAGAGGAUAUGCUUUGGCGCCGAGCUGACUUUGACAGCAUUGACUAUAUUAUGGAGUUGACCAAGGCACUCCGCCGACACCUCCUUGAGCUGAAGUCCCAGGCCCUUGUCUCUCCAACAAUGUCCUCGGCCACCUCGCCGGUACCGCGCAGCCUGCACAUGGACAUGAUCAAAUACCACUUUUACUUUCUGCUGAACCAGCUCAACGUGGAGAUUUUCAUGCGGCAGCAGUACAUGACCCACAUCCGGGCACUCAGACGCGAGCAGAUCGACCGCGAUCAGCAACAAUCCAUCACAUUGGCUAUGAAUGACAAACUCAGAAGCCAGAAUAAGGAAAUCAAUUCGCUGCGCGACUAUAUCGAGCAGCGUCGUGUGGAGCUGUCCAAAUUUACGAUCCGACAUCGCAGCUUUGAGGAGGAGCUGCAGAACCGAGUGGCAGCCUCCCGCGCGGUCUCCGAAGCGCUAGCAAAGGAAAACACAGAGCUCAAGAAAACCAUCAAGGACUUUGAAGUCAGCUGCCAAUUGCUAGAUGAAAGUGUGCGUGAGGGCACCUCCCGAAUCUCAACACUGGAAGUGGAGUUGGCCGCAGAGAGAGCAAAGACCGACAGACUCCAGGAGUACGAUGAAACGAUCAAGGAUCUUUGUGCGCGGUUCUCAGAGAGCGAGCGGGAAAUCGACCAGCUGCUGCAACACAAGGCCGAGUGUGAGAAGCUGCAGGGCCAAGUCCGGGCGCUGACCGUCCAGCUGGAAGACCUGGAGCGCGAGGCGACCGAGCUGCGCCAAGCUGCAAGUCGACAAGCCGAGGCUACAACGACCACAAUCACGCUGAUGGGCACCCUCGAGAAGGCCUGCGAGCGGUACCAGAAGUGGAUCGAUGAGGAGUCACGACGACGAGAGAUCAUUCAAAAGAUCGGCGAGGAGCGGAUUUCGGCCGUCGAAGAAAAGUACCAAACGGUGAUUGGUAUCAACCAGCUGCUCGAGGGCAAGGUGGUUGACCUGAUGCAGGACCUUGACGACCUGAAGAUUCGCACGCUGGCCGAUCUGGAGAGUGGGGCACCGGGCGAGAUUGCUGCUGCCGCAGACGGCGACGGCAGCGGCCCCAGUGCCGACCAUGAUGGCGCAGCUGCCGCAGACGGCCACAGUGAGAACUGCGUCGGGGAGAGCACUGGCGCCACGGCUGCUGCCUAACGAGGCUGUUGGCGCUGUCGAACAUCCAAUACACAACGAGCUCGGAUACCCCA
This is a messenger RNA of Polychytrium aggregatum, 3065 nucleotides long. RefSeq names its product Hamartin protein-domain-containing protein. The record is from RefSeq and is a predicted model, not a curated record. Gene Ontology annotation, biological process: negative regulation of TOR signaling; regulation of cell cycle. Gene Ontology annotation, cellular component: TSC1-TSC2 complex. Lineage: Eukaryota; Fungi; Chytridiomycota; Chytridiomycetes; Polychytriales. The coding region runs from base 88 to 3012 and encodes 974 amino acids. The transcript is spliced from 12 exons.